Molecule: messenger RNA, 4134 nt
Organism: Hypoxylon trugodes
Lineage: Eukaryota; Fungi; Ascomycota; Sordariomycetes; Xylariales; Hypoxylaceae
Exons: 2
Coding region: 593-3952 (1119 amino acids)
Biological process (GO): protein localization to plasma membrane
Cellular component (GO): plasma membrane
Source: RefSeq, a predicted model, not a curated record
CCUUUCUUCUUCGAAAUUUAAACUUCUUAUUCAUGUACCUCCAUAGUUGUUUCUUUAUCGUCGCGCAAAAUGUUUUAAUUUUAACAGGGGGUCCCAUUUAAUAAGUGCCAGUGCGACGUUCUCAGGGAUAAAGUUCCUAAUACAUUACCAACGGGUUCCCGUCUAGGCGGUACGUGGACGUGGAUACGUAUGGAUACGUACUAGGUACCCUACAUACCCAUACAUGCCCAAAGUGGUACCUGUCUUCUGUCUCCUUGGCUUAACAGGCUUAGGUGCACUUAGGUGCCGGGGGGUCCUAAAUUAUUACCUACGGUAAUUUUCUUUCUGGCUGGCCCAGAACGACACGAACGCAACACAACACCACCAUACACCACCAUCCGGAUAUCCAACUCAACUCUAUACUGCAUCCCUCUCAAACAAACAGCCACGCCAUCCAACAUACCUCGCACUUCAAGUAGAAUCCGGCAACAAACAAUUACUUAUGACAACUUCAUUUUCCAACCACUGCCGUGUUCGAUAGUCGGCGUCCGACAUCUCUCCUUUUCUCCCUCCCCCUUUGCUGACUAGGCUGCUUUGCGCACCGCCAGGCGCAAUGAAUGCCAUACAGCAAAGAUGUCGCCCGAAACAUCAAGUCUUGGUUCUCAAGUGUUAUCCUCGAACUACCAAGGGUGCCGUUGAUGUUAAGCCGAACUCGAGCGAACUGAGUUAUCUCCUAUUCUACGCCACGUCGCGACGGUCUAAGAUACAGAAAGUUGGUCAAUUCCUCGAGAAGAAAACAGCUAGCGAUGUUUGGAGGGUACGAAUUGGGAAUGUUCAAGUUACUCUGCAAAUACUUGCCGCUCUGAUCGAAAAAGCUCCAAAAGACCUUCCCCUAUUCGCACAAAAUGUCCUCAAGAUUCUGGACCUCGUCCUUCGGUCUAACGACAUUACCAUGGUUGAGGCAUCGCUGCCGACCUUCCGAACGUUCUGCGAACACCACGAUGUCUCGUCCCUUUUUGCCGACCAAGCUUACCUUCGUCAAUAUGAGCAAGUCGUUCGCGCCUACGCCACGUUCGCGUCUACUCGGAAAGCCCCUAGUAGAACCACAACCAGCAAGCCGGUUGCUCUAAGGUGGAGAAAUGCAGGUUUGGAAGCAAUCAAGAGCGUUGCCGAGUCAGAUGCUUUGUCAUCUGUCGCUGGACGUCAACUCGACGUUAUAGUACCCAUGAUUCUAGAAAACUUAUGGACAGACAACGAAGAGUUUCUCAACAUUUUGCUACAACGUGUCCAGAUGGAAGAGAAGGUUGAUUCCAAUGCCCUGCUACGACGUAGAACGAGUAUUUCUACCGUUAGAACGGCCGACACGGGCGGCGACGCGAACCCUAUAGCUAUCUCGGGCUCGUCCGUUGAUAUAGACAAGUUGGCUGAAGAGGAUAUUGGUGUGAUGGCUAUGCAAUGCCUGAAGCAAAUAUUCGUCAUACCCAAUAGGGCGCAGAUCAACGGGGCAACCGCAUCCCUACUGCAAUUUAUUAAGGAACGAGUUCAGCAAAAGGAGACCGUGGUGGUGGAAACUCAAGACAGCAAGGGACGCGACCACGGUUGGGCAAUCAAGAUCUUUGAAUUUGUCGCGAGAUGGGCCCCAGUACAAGACCGCUAUGUUAUUAUGAUUACUACGACGGAUAUUCUCUUAAAGACGCCCCCGACGGACGAGAACGUCGCUGAGCAGAUUGUGCUCACUGCUAUUAUUGGGUCUUUGCUAAGCUCCGACAUCAACUUAAUCGGUUUGAGCGUUAUGGAUGUUCUUUUGGGGUUGAUACAGCACAUGAAGCGGGUAUUGAAACAUUCGGGAAGCUCAAGGGGAAGCAGUGGUCCUGCCACAGCAUCAGGAGACGAGAAGCCUCCUGUUCCUGAUAUCACUCAGCACAUCUCGCCCCCAUAUAGGGAUCUUUUAACCCGUAUUCAACAGUCCAUUGGCCAUUUGGCUACUCACGUCUAUUAUGCAGACCAGAUUUCCGAUAUGGUUUCUACCAUCUUGUUGAGGCUUAAACCUCACCCAAGUACAAGUACAGCAAAUUCAUCACCGCCAGCCGAAAAGGCGGAGGCCAUACCCGGAGCUUCAACCGGCAAUGUCUCAGAUGACCAAUCUCACCUCGACAGUUUUUUCGCAUUGGAUUUGGCUAAGACUAUUGCUCUUCAAGCUAUCAAAUCUAUUCUUCUCGUUGCGAACCCGCAGACGAAAAUCAGCGGUAAUGUUAAUUUGACAAGGAAUAAGGUCCCCAUACAGGUGUGGGAGGGUACACAUUGGCUCCUACGCGAUCCGGAUGGACAAGUUAGAAAAGCAUACGUAGACACCCUGUCCACUUGGCUCGAUCGAGAAACUGCCAGGUCCGACUUAGAAGCGCGAGAUGAUGUGGCCCUGAAGUCGUCACCAAAGUCUAAAAAUAAAGAAUCGCCUACUAGCGUAGCUCGACGAGCCGUUUCGAGCGCAUCGAAUCGGGAGAAAUCGGGCAAGGCUAGGCGAUGCCGCUUUUUACAACUUAUCCAUCUUGCCAUUUAUGACAACGCUUUACAGUAUAUCGAAUUUGAGGCGGAUAUUGCAUUACUCCAUAUCUUAUUAACAAAACUGGUUACUAAGCUUGGCGUUAAUGCUGCUAGAUAUGGGCUUCCUAUGAUUUUCCGACUUCAGGAGGAUAUUUUGGAAGCGGAGACGCCCGCGUCAAAAGUACACCUUGGUUGUCUUUGCCAUGGCUAUUUCUGGGCAUUAAGUGAGCAUUUCGAAUUUGAAGGGACGCCUGUUGGUCGCGCGGUCCAUAACGAAAUUGUCAGGAGAAGAAGCAAACAAUUUUGGGUCGAAGGUGUACAUGUUCCCACACCGUCAAUUGAGACAUUGGGAACGCCUGGUGUGGCUAGGCAGCACACAAAGAUGCCUACACACGAAGUAGAGUCGGAGGCGUUGCUACCUUUUGAUGACCGUAUCACGAUGAUCGACUGUAUCUGCGCAAAUUACAAGGACAGGACAAUUUCUCCUCCCUCAAGCCCUCCUGCGUCGCCCGGCCGCGUAUUCGCUCAUCCUGUCUUAACCUCUGGUUUGAGUACCAUCCCACGGGCGGAUGAUGAGCUUGAACUGCCUGAAAAGUUCAGGGAAGAAAUGUCGACAGAGUGGAACCGAGAAGCUGCCGUCAUUGCUCUACAAGCGGAGAGCAAGUCCGCUUCGCUCAACGGGUCUAAAACAGGGACGACUACUACUAAGGGAAAUCAUCUUACCGUCAAUGGACUCACGGCUAAUGGCCACACUUCGAGUAGGCCAGAAUCAGCUUACGCUCGUCAGAGCAAUCUUCGGCCUCAAUCGCAUGCUAGCCAGGUCGCAGUUUUACGAAAUUCUAGUGUACAAAGUCAUGGCUCGGGAAGGAGUGCAUCUAGCCGAGGCUUUGUCGCCUCUGUUGAUCAACUUAAAUCGGUGUUGACAGGGGAUCCAGUCAGACCAGCUACAUUCCAAACACUAAAAGAAGAUGAGGAUAGCAGUGACAGUAUGGCGAGCUAUGAUUUCACACCAUCGGAACUUUCGUUCAACCCCGAUCGGGCCGACGGUGAUAAUUACGACGCAGUCCUUGCACGAUCGAGGUCAAAGUCCCGAGAGCGAAAGUCAUCCGGAGAUUCAGGAGGCCCUCUUACAUCUCACCCUACAGAGGGUGAAACCGAAGAUGGGGAAGAAGUACCACCCGUGCCUCCACUGCCGGCGGCUUUGGCGGGCAAAUCGCCUCCGCCUGAAGUCGGGUUGGCCAAGGUUUCUAGCAAGGAUCACGCAGUUAACACUCCCAAGAGGAAUAUUAGGAGUCGAGGGGGUGACAGCAUCCUCUCAAGCAACUUUGCUAAUGCGGGCGCCGCCAGCAUGGACUUACAAGCGAUGCUUAAGGGUAUCGACAGCAAAUCAAAACAGAACACUAUCGGAAAUCUCACCAGACCCCCUUAUUAACAGUCUAUACUAUAGCGAAGUUCCUAUGUACUUCUCGGUACUUGGUUUUGGUUUUACGAAGACAAGGGGGGCUAAGAUUUAGUCGUAAUGGCAGUUUUUUAUGAGGCAAGGGGAGCCUGUCUGUUCUUAGUGAGGUGUUGUAUAUUAUGAACGCCGAGGAAUAUUUAAAGAAAGGGGCUUGC